Molecule: messenger RNA, 2554 nt
Organism: Labrus bergylta (ballan wrasse)
Lineage: Eukaryota; Metazoa; Chordata; Actinopteri; Labriformes; Labridae
Gene: kctd9a
Product: potassium channel tetramerization domain containing 9a
Biological process (GO): protein homooligomerization; intracellular signal transduction
Molecular function (GO): protein binding
Source: RefSeq, a predicted model, not a curated record
CGUGUUGUUGUCUGAUGUUGCUAGCUAGCCAGCUUGAAUCGGCAACCAAGUGUUAGCUGGCUAAAGCCAAAUCAUUGUAGCCAUUGUAGCAAAAAACUUGUAACCAAAGCGCCUAAAGAAUGAGAAGAGUUACCUUAUUUAUUAACGGGACAUGUAAAAAUGGCAAGGUUGUAGCAGUGUACGGGACCUUGUCAGACUUAUUAUCCGUAGCCAGCAAUAAGUUAGGAAUCAAAGCCUCCUGUUUGUACAAUGGAAAAGGUGGUCUCAUAGAUGACAUUGCUCUUAUAAGAGAUGAUGACGUGUUGUAUGUGUCAGAAGGAGAUCCAUUUAUUGAUCCUCAAAAUGAAGCCAAGGUUAUAUCUGAUCAGCACGGAGCACACACUGAUUGGCUGACACUUAAUAUUGGUGGUCGUCCCUUCACCACCACCAGGAGCACCUUAGUAAGCAAAGAGCCAGAGAGUAUGCUUGCUCACAUGUUUCGAGAGAAAGAUGUGUGGGGGAACAAGCAGGACGAGCAUGGAGCUUACUUAAUCGACCGCAGCCCUGAAUACUUUGAGCCCAUUCUCAACUACCUAAGACAUGGACAGCUCAUUAUUAAUGAAGGCAUAAAUAUACGAGGUGUUCUCGAGGAGGCUCGCUUCUUUGGAAUAGAGCAACUUGCUGAACAGCUAGAAGCAGCAAUCAAGAACUCACAACCACCCGAGGACCACUCUCCCAUCUCCCGAAAAGAGUUUGUUCGUUUUCUUCUGGCAACACCAACCAAAUCAGAGCUCCGCUGUCAGGGUCUUAACUUCAGUGGCGCUGAUCUUUCCCGACUUGAUCUACGUUACAUCAAUUUCAAGAUGGCCAAUCUGAGCCGUUGCAAUCUUUCACACGCCAACCUGUGCUGCUCUAAUCUAGAGCGAGCCGAUCUGUCUGGAGCCAACCUGGAUGGUGCCAAUUUACAGGGUGUGAAGAUGCUGUGUUCGCAUGCAGAGGGAGCUUCUCUUAAAGGAUGCAACUUUGAAGAUCCAUCCGGUCUGAAGGCCAACCUGGAAGGUGCUAACCUGAAAGGAGUGGACAUGGAAGGAAGCCAGAUGACUGGGAUUAACCUGCGUGUGGCCACUCUGAAAAAUGCAAAGCUGAAGAAUUGCAACCUGCGGGGAGCCACUUUAGCAGGGACGGAUCUCGAGAACUGCGACCUGUCCGGCUGCGAUCUACAAGAAGCCAACCUGAGAGGGUCCAAUGUAAAAGGAGCCAUUUUUGAAGAGAUGCUGACCCCUCUGCACAUGUCUCAGAGUGUCAGAUAAAUGAGCUCACACCUGUGGAUCAGUGUGAACAUCAGCUGGCUUCUUUCACGAACCUGUGCUCCACUAUAUUCCCCUACUUUCAAUCUCUGUACCUGUCUGUGACACAGGUACCUGUAUGCACAUCCCUGGCAUUCCAACUUUUAUUAUUUGAGCUUUAAAUAUCUUGCACUAGAAUAUAUUCAGGGUUGUCCAUGUGUGUUUGUAAGGUAGAGUCAUAUUUGAAUGUUCAGCUGCAUAUAUCACCAAAACAAAAAUAAUGUUCCUUGUCUAUGUCGAUGCGUUUGGAUGCAAUCCAUGACUGUACACAUUUCAUGUUUUACAUAAUUUAUGCUCACGUUACUUGACAUGUUAGUGGGAGUCUGAAUAAGGUCAUCUGUGUUCAGUGAAGUUCAGAGCGCUUAGCUUCUUCACUGAUGCUGCUGUAGCAGAACCAGAAGGGGGUCACUUACCAAUAACUGUGUGGUUCUUUGUUCCUGUUUGUUACUUCAUUUUGUUGGAUUUAACAUAUUCUAAAGAAAGCAAUGCCAAGCCAAAGCCAUAACAACAGCAGAGUCUGAAAGGCUCAACAUGCUGUUUGUGCAACAAAAAAAAAAAGAAACUAUGCGACAGGCUAGUUUAUAAAACAGCUUAUGUAUGCAAUACAUGAUCGAUGGCUGUGAGGUUUUCAAACCUUUUGUUCUUAAAAAGCUUUCCGUUGUUUUGCGCUAUGUGAAUCUACCUCUUUUUUUAAUCCGUCGUGUGAGUGAUCCACAGUUGCAUGCAUUUAUUGCAAAGUUUACGUAUGACAUCAAUUAUCCUUCUUAAUUUCAUUACGAGAAAAUAAUCCUUUUUGGGCUGCUUCACCAGGAGCCAUUUUCACUUCUUGUCAAAGUGGGUUUGCCUGGAAUCAUUCUGCGUGUAUCGACAUAUAUCACUUAAUCGUUCUUUAAACUUCUUUGCACAAGAGUAUGUUGACUUGUAACAUGUUAAACCUGUUCACCAAAAAAAAAAAAAACACAAGUUUUGGUGCUUGUAUUUUAAUGUAAAUCAAAUCCAGUGUUUCCCAAAAAAAAAAAAACUUCCAAAAGAAUGGUUCUUAGUUUAGUACGGUGUCGUCAGCUGUUUAGUCGAGGGUCUCACCUCAGUCUGUCUGCAUGUGUGAAGAGCUUCUCGUCUUCUCUCGCUGUAGCUCAAAGCUGCUCUGAUGCAAUACAAUAUUUACUCAGUUCUUUUUAACACAAGGUACCCAGCCUGUGAGAAUGAACGAUGAAGGCAAUCAUGUUGUG